AUGGACAGUCCAUGGGUAAAGAUAAUAUUUGUCGUAGGUAAUAACAGUUUUUCUUGUAGUGUUUGUUUGCUUCGAGUGUUUUUUAAGUUGCAACCAAAACUCGUUCUUGUUGGAGUUGAAGAUGCAGAGAUUUGUGGCUAUGACGAACGAAGAGUUAAAGGUUUCAAUAGUGUUAAUGGUAUUAUAUGUCUUUGUCGACAAAAUUCAUUGAACCUCCAAAUUGUAUUAUGGAACCCAACUACUGCCGAGUUCUUUGUCAUUCCUCCUAGCCUUGAAAAGUGUGUACCAUGUUACCAGUGCCCUUAUCUUGAUUUUCUUGGAUUUGGUUAUGACUAUAUAAGAGAUGACUAUAAAGUCAUUCAAUAUAUAAGGUUUCUUCCCAUCACUAACGGAGAAGAAGAUGUGUCAUUGAAAGAAAGAUCGAUUGACUACGAGUUGAAGAUUUAUAGUGUUAAUAGUAACUCUUGGAGGAUACUUGAUAUUGAUGUGCCUUAUCUCCCUAAUGAUGAAUUCGUCUGGGGUGUCGAAGUGCACAUUAAUGGAAUGUGUCAUUGGUGGGGUGAAACAUAUUCAUAUUUGGAAGAAUGUUUGGUAUCAUUUGACUUGAUCAACGAGACGUUGGUUAUAACACCUGCUUCGUUAGAUAUGUAUGAAGGUUGUGAAGUUGGAUACAUGGUGAGACAUUUGGUGGUGUUAAAUGAGUCAAUUUCUUUGAUCUCAAAUUGUCCUAAUACCACUACCUUUUACAUUUCAAUUUUGGGUGCACUUGGCAUGGAGAAAUCAUGGAUUAAACUCUUCAACAUUGGGUCCAUACCUUUCAUUGAUUCUCCCAUUGGAGUUGGAAAGAAAGGCAACAUUUGCUUCAAAAAAUAUGAUGGUGAGCUAGUCUGGAUUGAUUUAAGCACCCAUACAAUUGAUGAAAUUGGUGUUAAUGGAAGGAGAUGGGAUUGUAAGAUAGGAGUUUACAAGAAAAAUCUUUUUCCAAUUGGAGUAAUUAAUAAUUAG
This is a messenger RNA of Cicer arietinum (chickpea), 1005 nucleotides long. RefSeq names its product F-box/kelch-repeat protein At3g06240-like. The record is from RefSeq and is a predicted model, not a curated record. Lineage: Eukaryota; Viridiplantae; Streptophyta; Magnoliopsida; Fabales; Fabaceae.